Molecule: messenger RNA, 1857 nt
Organism: Symbiodinium sp. CCMP2592
Lineage: Eukaryota; Dinophyceae; Suessiales; Symbiodiniaceae
Source: the annotation of a GenBank genome assembly
AUGGCGCGUGUGAUAAAGGAGCUCAAGUGCGACGGCCACCGUGUGUCCCAGAUCAAGGCGCUCAUGCCGAUCCUCCUCAUCAUGUCGCAGGUUCAGCCAUCACAGGGCUUGAGCCCGGCAGCCCCACUGGUUGCCAUUUGGGACACAGAGAGUUUCUACUUGGUGGCGGCUACGGCGGGGAAAGUUUUGGUUACUUUGGUUGUUUUCUUUGGGCUCCCCUACUCCUUUCUGAAGCUCUUUAAGUGGUGCUUGAGAACUUUUUCCUGGAGGCCAGCAAAGUGCAACACCGGAAGCCAAACCGAGCACGAGAAGUUCAAAGUUCAGAGCUACACUCCGAAGGUGAGGACCAAGUCGGCUAAGGGUGCAACUUACUUUGAGCUGGAAGAGAGGCUGACCGGCCCCAGGAAUCCCAUUGAAUCAAUGCUUUGGCCUUUCCAGGAGUUGGAGAGUUUGCGGGAUCAGGGCCAGAAGUUUUUCUCCGUGGAUUUGGCUGCUUUAGCCAGUGAUCGCAUGCUGCAGGGUAUCGUGAUGACUACCGAUUACUCUGGAAUGGGGUGUCCUGAGGAGGCCUUGCAGCAGUUGCUGCAAGCUGUGCUCAUUUGCACUGACAGGAAUCAGGAUCCCGAAGUGCCUGACAGGUGUGUUCAUGGAAAUAUCAUGGACAGAUGUACCAAGAAGCUGCAAGAUCGAAUGGAGCAGGCUAGAACCACAUGUUUGGCGGUGGUGCUGAAGCAAAUUGAGAAUGGCAAGGGCAAGAAGUCAGCUUCUGUGGUAGAGGCAGGUAGAGCUACUGUGCGGAAGAUCGCGAAGUUCAUGCUGUGCAAGACGGCACUCAGAUCGGUAACACGUCAUGCCCAUUGCUAUAUUCACGAUAAGAUGUGCCCUGUGAUUCCAGAUGCAGGAACAGGCGGCAAAGGUUUGCGGGUUCAUGUUGCCGGUGUCAACUGCUACGACUGGAGCAAGAUGGGCAGUGCUCAGGGGUGGUUGGGGCAAGGAAUGCCCAUCUUUAUGCAAUGGGCACGUGAAAGGAUGGUUGCAUUGGAAGACGUGAUCAUUGUCGAAUGCGUACCACGGUUCGACUCAGAGAUGAUGGGAGAGUUGUUUGCAAGUCAUUACAACUUGGAUAUUCUGCAGUUUGGUCCUACACUGUUCGGGGAACCAGUAGAGAGGCCUCGAAAGUAUAUGAUCCUUACCAGGAAAGACAAGCUUCAAUGGCGUUCGCAGAUCCAGGAGUUUGGGGUGCAGGAUGCAUUCUUUCGAAUCUUCGCCAGGACAGUCUGCAUGGAAGGACAUAGCAAAUUCCGGGCGCCCGAGGACUACGUAGAAUUGCAGCGGCAGGAAUUUGUCAAGGCCCAGAACAUGCCGCCAAGGACUCGAAGUGGCAAGCCGUGGAGCUUUUACCAAGUAGCCUCUCAAGCCGUGCGUGCCAACAUUGAUGACCAUGCGACUGCACUUGUCAGGCGCAUCGGUCCGGAUGCUGCUCAGACUUCCUGGAUUGCUAACCUGCGUCAGAGCAGCUCCUUUAUGCCAGCAAUGCAAUUCACCGUCCCGGCCCUGCUUCGCACUUCCAGGCUUUGGAUCUUCGGGAAGAAGCGAAAUGCAUUGCCAUUGGAGUUGCUGGAAGUCCAGGGUUGGAACAUCUGGGGAUCUGCAGGCAUGAAUAGCAGAGAUGCAGAGGUUGAGGGCGAGGGGGUGGAACCAUCCUUGCCAGAUCAGUUGCGCUGUGGUUUUGUGGAGCAUCUACACAAUCUUUCCUCAGCUCAGAUUUUCAGCAUGGCCGGGAACUCGAUGCACCUCCGAGCCAUUGGAGCCACUUUGCUGUUUUGCUUCGGAUGCACUGAGCCAGUCUCUCCGUAG